AUGGUUGCUUUUAGAAGAGCAGUCACUCUGAACGCCGUCGCGGUUGCGCGGCUCCAGUCUCGAACCUUGAUAUCUCGCUCUCGAUCCCUCGCCAUCGCCACACAACACCGCGCCUACACGUCGCCGAGUACCCGACGGCAAUAUGCCUUUCACACUCAACUCGAGAACUCGUCUAUUCCUACCUCCUCAGCCUUCCAGUACCAGCGUGCGCCUGUGGUAGAGAAUCCCCAAACUCUUGUCGAAAAGAUAGCGCAAAAGCAUGCCGUCGGUCUUCCUGAAGGCAAGAAAAUAAAGAGCGGCUCGUAUCUGUCGUUGGCUCCGAAACACAUAAUGUCACAUGAUAAUACCUGGCCUAUAGCCCGAAAAUUCAUUGAAGAAAUUGGAGCUUCUAAGAUAUAUGACAAUCGUCAACUUGUGUUCACGCUUGAUCAUGACGUCUCAAACACCUCAGAGUCCAACCUUCGAAAGUACUCGUUAAUUCGUGAAUUCGCUGAGAAGCACGGGGUCACAAACUAUCCUGCUGGAAGGGGAAUUGGACACCAGAUCAUGAUCGAGGAGGGAUACGCCUGGCCAGAGACAGUUUCCGUAGCUAGUGACAGCCACAGUAAUAUGUACGGAGGUAUAGGUUGUCUCGGCACUGCUGUCGUUCGUACAGACGCAGCCGCUAUCUGGGCUACUGGGCGGACCUGGUGGCAGGUCCCCCCCGUUGCAAAGGUCACUUUCACUGGCAUUCUUCCCCCUGGAGUUACCGGUAAGGAUGUCAUUAUUGCUCUCUGCGGCCUCUUCCGUGAUGAUCAAGUGUUAAACCACACCAUCGAGUUUGCUGGUGGUGAGAGCCUUACUAUCGACGAGCGCUUGACCAUCAGCAACAUGACAACGGAGUGGGGUGCCCUCGCUGGUGUUUUCCCUGUCGACGAUGUGCUCAUCUCAUGGUACCGCGCCAAGGCCACCACCAACGCCAUGUUCAACGGCUCUUCAAAGGAUCGUAUUAACCACAAGAGAAUCGAUGAGCUCGAUCAGAACAGAUUGUCUGCUGAUCCCGGUGCCACGUAUGCUAAGGAACUGUACCUCAACCUCUCAACUCUAUCACCGAUUGUCUCAGGACCCAACUCUGUUAAGGUCGCCACCCCCCUGCACAAGCUUGAGGCUGAGAACAUUCCCGUCAACAAGGCCUAUCUCGUGUCUUGCACCAACUCUCGAGCUUCUGAUAUCGCGGCUGCUGCUCGUGUCUUCCGUGAGGCCGCUAAGGAGGGUAAGCCCGCCAAGGUUGCCCCUGGUGUCGAGUUCUACAUCUCCGCGGCAUCCGUUCCUGAGCAAAAGAUUGCCGAGGAGGCUGGAGAUUGGCAGGUGUUGGUUGAAGCUGGCGCUAUUCCCAUGAUCUCAGGAUGUGGACAAUGUAUCGGCUUGGGCAAGGGUCUUCUUGAGCCUGGUGAGGUUGGUAUUAGUGCCAGUAACCGUAACUUCAAGGGCCGCAUGGGUUCUACAUCAGCCAAGGCAUACCUCUCCAGCCCUGAGAUCGUUGCUGCCAGUGCUCUCCAAGGCAAGAUCGCUGGUCCUGGCUGGUACCAGAAGCCCGAGGGUGUUGAGAAGGUCAUCAUCGGCGAGGGAAGCGGCGAUUUUGUUGCUGACAAGGCUUUGUCCAUUGAGGAUGCCCUUGACAAGAUCAUUAACGAGGCUGACGCUUUGAUCGCCGCUGCUGAGAAGUCUGAGGGUGCCACUGAGGAAGCAAGCCCUGCUGCGUCCGAGGAGGAGUCGUUGACUGAGAUCCUCCCUGGCUUCCCUGAGAAGGUCGAGGGUGAGAUUGUCUUUUGCGACAGCGAUAACAUCAACACUGAUGGAAUCUACCCGGGCAAGUACACAUACGAGGACAACAUCUCAACAGAGAAGAUGGCCGAAGUCUGUAUGGAGAACUACGACACUGAGUUCGGCAAGAUUGCCCAGCCCGGCGAUAUCCUCGUCACCGGCUUCAACUUCGGCUGCGGAUCAUCCCGCGAACAAGCCGCAACCGCCAUCCUCGCCAAGAAGAUCCCUCUCGUAGUCUCGGGCAGCUUCGGCAACAUCUUCAGCCGCAACAGCAUCAACAACGCGCUCAUGGGUGUCGAGGUGCCGCGUCUCGUCGAGCGUCUCCGCGAGACGUACAAGAACGACACCGAGAAGCCGCUCACUCGACGAACAGGGUGGAAGUUUGUCUGGGAUGUGAGGCGGUCAAAGGUCGUUGUUACGGAGAAGGAUGGCAAGCAAUGGGAGCAGAAGGUUGGAGAAUUGCCUGCUAAUGUGCAGGAGAUUAUCGCCAAGGGCGGCCUGGAGAAGUGGGUUAAGUCCAAGAUUGAGGCUUGA
Fusarium fujikuroi IMI 58289 is the source of this 2337-nucleotide messenger RNA. RefSeq names its product probable homoaconitase precursor. The transcript is spliced from 8 exons. The record is from RefSeq and is a predicted model, not a curated record. Gene Ontology annotation, molecular function: 4 iron, 4 sulfur cluster binding; homoaconitate hydratase activity. The coding region runs from base 1 to 2337 and encodes 778 amino acids. Gene Ontology annotation, biological process: L-lysine biosynthetic process. NCBI's taxonomy places the organism in Eukaryota, Fungi, Ascomycota, Sordariomycetes, Hypocreales, Nectriaceae.